CAACCAGUUGCAGAAGAGAAAAACCGAGCCAGCGCAAGAUAAAAUGGCUAUCGAUAAUUUUGAAAAAUGUAUUGUCGAUGUGAGAAAUAAAAUUGAUGACAUAAUAAAUGAAGCCAAAAGUAUUAGCACUGAACCCCAAGGCAACAAAAGGAGACGACAUAAUAAUAGCAGUCACGGUCACCGAGUUGCCGCAUUAGAAGUAUGCGACAAUAUAAUUUCAAUUCAAAAAUCAUUUGGCAGCCGCAUCCCUUUUUUUCCCCGAACACUUUGGAUAAUACUGUGGUAAGUUUCCUGAUGACAAGUUGGAAACUACCUGUUUGGCUUAUCCCGAAUUAGAAAAAAGUCGUUUAAAGACAGAGUUGUCUGUUAUUUAUGCACGGAAUGAUUGCCAAGAUUUAGAUGGAAC
Molecule: messenger RNA, 406 nt
Organism: Acanthoscelides obtectus
Lineage: Eukaryota; Metazoa; Arthropoda; Insecta; Coleoptera; Chrysomelidae
Source: the annotation of a GenBank genome assembly